Messenger RNA from Colletotrichum karsti, 1164 nucleotides. Its product is annotated as HET domain-containing protein. The record is from RefSeq and is a predicted model, not a curated record. The coding region runs from base 1 to 1164 and encodes 387 amino acids. Lineage: Eukaryota; Fungi; Ascomycota; Sordariomycetes; Glomerellales; Glomerellaceae. The transcript has 2 exons.
AUGCGGCUCUUGGACACCUCGACGCUCCAACUCAAAGAGUUCGUCGGGAAGGCGCCCCCGUAUGCCAUCUUGUCACAUACGUGGGGCGACGACGAGGUUCUCUUCCAGGAUUUCCGCGAAGACCCGACGACGAAAGCGGGAUGGGGCAAAGUCAAGGCCUCGUGUGACGUGGCUAGAGACCUGCACCACGAAUGGAUCUGGAUCGAUACCUGCUGCAUCGACAAAAGCAGUAGCGCUGAGCUUUCGGAGGCGAUCAAUUCUAUGUUUAAGUGGUACGAGAAGGCCGUCGUCUGCUUGGCGUACCUGUCCGACAUUCAGUUCUCAGAUCCGGAGACAGAUCCGGAGACAGAUCCGGAGACAGAUACGUUCGCUGAGGUACUCACCGGAAGCCGGUGGUUCACCCGCGGGUGGACUCUACAGGAGCUCCUGGCCCCGAGGCACCUCGACUUCUACUCGUCCGAAUGGAAGCUUCUUGGGUCUCGGUCCAAGUUCGCCGAUGCCGUUUCACGUAAGACCGGGAUAGAGAACAAAUUUCUAUGCGGCAGGGCCGGCGACCGCACGCGCUUGUCAAACGCGAGCGUGGCCGCCCGGAUGUGCUGGGCGUCCGGGCGAAGGACAACGCGCAUCGAGGACAUGGCGUACUGCCUUCUGGGACUCUUCGAUAUCAACAUGCCGCUCAUCUACGGAGAGGGAAAUAAGGCUUUCAAGAGGCUUCAGGAGAUCAUUAUCCGCGAAAUAGACGACCAGUCGAUUUUUGCUUGGGGACAAGGGAGCAAUGGUCAUCCUUCUGCGGACAUGAAUUUGUGGGGUUCUCCUCUUCUAGCCGGACAUCCUUCGUGGUUCAAGGACUCGGGAGACAUCGUUCCCUUCUCCCCGACAGAUCUUACAGCUCCGAUAAACGUCGAGGUCGACGGUAUCACUCUAUCUACACCUCUGUGGAUGCGCAAGCCGACACUCUCCAAUUCACAGUCCCUGCCACGUGGUACGAAGACCAACGGCGUCGACCGUUAUUCGAAUAUGUCGACGAGACCGCGACUUCUUCAACUGCAUCGCGAUAACGCUUCGCGAGAUCCAACAGCACCGUUCGUCAAACCGGAACAACCCUUCCUGUCACAGGGUCUCGCACAUGACUUACUCUGCGCCCAGAAGCACGUGGAACAGUGA